Molecule: messenger RNA, 557 nt
Organism: Paramecium pentaurelia
Lineage: Eukaryota; Ciliophora; Oligohymenophorea; Peniculida; Parameciidae
Source: the annotation of a GenBank genome assembly
AUGUCAACCAAGAGAUAAAACUAAAAAGAGAAAUAAAAGAUUAUGCCACCAAUCUAAGAGCAUAAUGAUCGUACAAUUAUUUAAAUUGAUAGUGGUAGCUGAACCUAAAAUACUUUCUUAUGAAGGUACUUUUCAUAGUCAUUUUAGUUGGAGAGACUCAGAAACAAUUUCAAAAUGAUAACUUGAGGGAUUCAAAUAAGUAUUUAAAUUAAGAAGUAAAUAUUGAUUAAUAAUGAAAGAAAGAACUCAAUUUAGAUUAAUUAGAGCAAUUUUCAUAAAAUUACAAUAACAACAUUUAAAAGUAGAAUGUUUCAAAUAAACAAACUAAUGAUUUUCAAUAAUUACAAGAAAUCUAAAAUCCAAACUAAUUGGAUAGAAAAAGUUUAUAAAAGUAAUCUAAAGAGACAAAAACAUAAAGUACAUUAAAUGAGGAAAUCAAAAUAUUUGAAGAAAGAAUUGUGAAAUAUACAUCAGAAGUCAAUUAAGAAAUAAAAUUGAGUCCUAGACUUUCAGAUGAAUGGAAAAAGAAAUUUACCUAAAUAAAAAAAAAGAAAUGA